This is a messenger RNA of Nelumbo nucifera (sacred lotus), 2313 nucleotides long. RefSeq names its product rho GTPase-activating protein 1-like. Gene Ontology annotation, biological process: signal transduction. The record is from RefSeq and is a predicted model, not a curated record. Gene Ontology annotation, molecular function: GTPase activator activity. Lineage: Eukaryota; Viridiplantae; Streptophyta; Magnoliopsida; Proteales; Nelumbonaceae.
GAUGAGAAUUGAGAAGGAAUGAGAUGAAAUGAAGGCGUCUCAUUGAAGCAGACAAAGCACUUCACUUCAUACCUUCCAUGUCUAUAUCUACCCAACCUUCUCUCUCUACAUUUUAUAUACACGCAGAGAUAAUUAAAUAUUGCAUUUAUUUCCAACAAGGCUACAAGUCUACAACUACAACUCUCUCUCUCUCUCUCAAACACAUUCCCCCCCCCCCUCUCUCUCUCUCUUGCUUCUUUGAACAUCCAAAUCGAAGCGAGAGAGGAAAAAGAUAAAGUAAUCGUUAAUGAUGCUCACGUCCCACCACCCAAAACCCUUCCUUCAAUCCAACUCUACUAAAUUUUCAAAACCCAUUUCCUCAAUCUUAUUGUUUCUCUAGUUCUCCCAAAAGUUCCUGCAUUUCUAGUGGUUUCUAGCUGCAUAAUUUCUUUUUUUUUAUGUUUUUUUCUUAUUUUUUGUUGAAUUUUUUCUCCCGAGCUCCUUUUCAUUUCCAGCCAUGACGGAAGUCCUCCACUCCCCAUCACACUUCCCUUCAUCUCCAAGCUCCCUGUCUUGCGUACCCACACCCAAUGAUGGCGCACGCCAGACCCAUCAGAUGCAGACCCAGUCUCAGUCCCUUAUUAACAGCAGCAGCAACAACGACCAUAGCUCUUCUCCUGUAGCCGAAGACGAAGGCGACGACGGUUCGGGUACCGACGAGGACGGGGAGCGGAAGGAAAGAGACAAGGAGGGAGAUCAGUUGUCUCUGUUGGCCCUUUUGGUAACUGCUUUUCGCAAGUCUUUGAUUGCUUGUAGGACUGAGAGGGAGGAGCUUUGCUCGAUGGAGAUCGGCUGGCCGACUAACGUUCGCCAUGUUGCACAUGUCACCUUCGAUCGGUUUAAUGGGUUCCUCGGGCUGCCGGUGGAGUUCGAACCUGAGGUUCCCAGGAGGCCUCCUAGUGCCAGUACAAGUGUCUUUGGGGUUUCAACAGAAUCCAUGCAGUUAUCAUAUGAUUCUAGAGGGAAUAGUGUACCAACAAUACUUCUGCUGAUGCAAAGACGCUUGUACUCUCAGGGGGGGUUGCAGGCAGAAGGGAUAUUCAGAAUUAAUGCAGAAAAUAGUCAAGAGGAGUAUGUCAGAGACCAAAUAAAUAGGGGAAUUGUGCCUGAUGGAAUUGAUGUUCACUGUCUCGCAGGUCUUAUUAAGGCUUGGUUUAGAGAACUGCCUAGUGGAGUGUUGGAUUCACUUUCACCAGAGCAGGUAAUGCAAUGCCAGUCAGAAGAAGAAUGUGCACAGCUUGUGAGGCUUCUACCCCCAACAGAAGCUGCUCUGCUGGAUUGGGCCAUCAACCUGAUGGCUGAUGUUGUCCAGCAGGAACAUAUAAACAAGAUGAAUGCACGCAAUGUUGCAAUGGUGUUUGCUCCAAACAUGACUCAAAUGGCAGAUCCUUUGACUGCACUGAUGUAUGCAGUGCAAGUGAUGAAUUUCCUUAAAACACUGAUAAUAAGGACUCUCAAAGAAAGAGAGGAUUCAGUGAUAGAAACAGAUGCCGAUUCACGCCAAGAGCCUUUUGAUGAGAAUGGUCACCACAACCCUUCUCAGACCUGCUUGGAGGAUGUGACCUCUGCUAAAGAAGAGACAGAGCAUAUGUUUGUUAGCAAGGAACCAGUUUCAGAAAGCCCCACUCAACUUGCUGAAGAUGCUUCCACUUUCGAUGAUGGAGCCCAGUGUUUUCAACCUUCUAUUGACAAAGCCAACCUUGAUGACAACAACUCUCCAGUUGAUGAUUACCCCUGUGAAGUUCCAACUCAAGUUGACACCUUAACAAAUGGACCAGAGACUGGUAUUGCUAAUGGUCACAAGUCAGGUGUUCAAGCAAACAACCGUAAGAACAAGACUGGUCAAUCUAGUAAUUCUAAUCUCAAGAAGGGAACCAGAAAAGUAAAUGGGCAUACUGUGGUUCAGGUGGCAGGACCUGUUGAGAAGUCAAAAGGAAUCAGUAUUGUUAGCCGUAUAAAUUCUAGGGCAGAGAGGGUUGAAGCCUGGCGCUGAUGGUGGCAAAGUCCAGUUGGAGGGAUGAUUAAUAUGAUCAUAAGUUGGCACUGAAUGUUCUAUUUGGAGCUUGAGAAAGAGAUUGCCAUGUAUGUUUCAUAUCUUUGUGGAGUUUCUUAACCUUUUCUGUUUCAUGUAUAACAUUUCCAUGUUAUCCCACACUAACAUCUUUUGGUUUCCCAAAACUACCUCCAUCCAGUAUCCACAUGAAAAGUCCAUAUCAGUGGUUUUGUGCUUUUACCUUAACAAUUUCUUAAUAUUUUAUUUAUUUCAACUGACUA